AUAGAAAACGACCGUUAAUUAACCGUUAAAAGAACACACGUAGAGCGGAGUGACACGUGCAGUUAAAAGUCUGUCUCGUCCAAUCAGAUUACUCGUUAGGAACUAACUGUUUUAAUAUCACGAGUUACAGGCCGGAGCGUCGCUGUAAGCACCAGAAGUUUCAUUUGGUGGAUUUUCUCUGGACAAACACUGUGGAUAAACUGACCGUUUGUGAGGAAACCUCUCAUUUUAUAUGACACAAUCACACACGUGAGAUGUGUAUGGCAUGGAGCAAUUUCCUGGUAACACCCCAAGACUGUGGAGGAGCAUGCUGAGUUCAUCUGCUGGUUUCCUCAUCCACUGCUCACAUCUUUAAGUCAUCAGAGCAGCUAUGGUGGACAUGUGGUCUCCUUCAUUGCACAUUGGUACCUGGACAUUGAUGAGCCUCCUCAGUGUCUUUUCUCAUGAAGUGACGAUCAAGACAUUGGAUCUGAAGCCGUGUAAAAACGACAACAUGGUGUGUGUGACCAACCUCAGAGACUGUGACCCUCCACCGCCUUCAUCUAUACAGAUGAAUCUGAACAUGUCGUGUUACUGCAGCGAGUCAUACAAAUACCUGACUUGUGAGCUGAGUGAGAUGAACAGCCUCAUUGAGCCUGACAUCGAUUUCAUCUUCAGGAGUAUGAAUAUAAUCUUCUCCUGUAAGGCCAUCUUCAACCCUUCAGGCGCCUUCAACAUUACAGCCAGGAUGAGGAACUACAUAAUGGGGACUGAGAUCAGAUCCCAGCCUCACAAAGUGAAUUUAUAUGAGUCAGUCAAACCCUCUGAGCCUAAUUUAACUGUGCUCGGCUCCACUGACGUCUCUGUUGCUGUGUCUUGGAAAAGCAGCAGUGACGGCAGCUGUCGGCUUCGCUACAGAGUCAACGACACUCAGACGUGGUCUCAGCCUCCAGAUUUUCUCCGUGUGCAUCGAGAUAAUAAGCUGGUCCACACGGUCAAAGACCUCCUGCCGUUCACCGUCUACAGAGCAGCUGUGGCCUGCAGGAGGGGCGAGUCCGGCAUCUGGAGCAACUGGAGCCCUGACGUCACCGUGACGACGCUGGAAAGAGUGCCCUCCAGGCCUCCAGAGGUGUGUUACAGAGUGGAGAGAAACGACUCUGGUGAAUCUCUGCUCCUUCAUCUCAUGUGGAAGGGUCUUGACCUCCAUGAGGCAGGAGGGCGUAUCCUUGGAUACCAGGUGAGCUAUGAACCUGUGACAAGGCGACAUCUGCAGGACAGGUUGAUUCGAAACGUCACAGGGGUGAUGGACACCCUGGUGGUGGAGGAGGGGAACUACAGCGUCACCGUCACAGCCUUCAACAAGGCCGGCUACGGACCUGCUGCGAAUCUCAGCAUUGACACGCACAGACAGAAGAAUCUUCUGUCAGUCAGAAACUUGUGGGUCUCCAGUUCUUUCCCAGCUGUCAAAGGCCUUCAGGUCCAAUGGGAGAGCCCCACAGCCCCGCCCUCUGUCUUACCUGUCAGUCAUUUUGUUGUUCAGUGGCACUCUGAGACGCGUCCCUCCACCAGCCGCUGGUCCCCAGGAGACCGCUUCAACACCUCCAUAGAAGAUGUCGACCCUGAUGACUCUUACAUGAUCAGUGUGUUCCCCGUCUACAAGCAGCAGUGUGGAUCCCCUCGGUCUCUGCCUGCCAGUCUGCAGCACGGAGCUCUGAUGGCGGCCGUCGACCUGGAGUUCGUUAAGGUGACCAAAACACUGGUGACAGUUGAGUGGGCGUGGCAGAGGAAGUCUGGACUCAGAGUGAACAGAUACAGUGUGAUACUGAGGAAAAAGUCAGACAGACAAAAUACAGAGACUGUUGGAGCUGUGACUCUGUGGCCGGACCAAAGGCAGCACACCUUUCCCAACCUGAAACCUCACACUGAGUAUUCUCUUUUCCUAUUGGCUGACAAUUUUUCCAUCUACGACCUCUCCGUCACAACAGAUUUUGAUGAGGUUCCAGUGGUGGCGACAGCCACUCCUCUGCUGCUGCUGCUGGCUGUCACUGUGUUAGUCAUCAGCAUCCUGUCCAGGACUGUGUACAAGUCGUACUUCUUCCCGCUCAUCUCCAGCCCUCAGGACAGCACGACGGGCCAGUGGCUGAUGGACCCGAACCACCAGAUAUAUGCAGAGAGAAACAUCCUGGAUAUCAAAGACUUCCAGGUGACGGACGUACUCGGAGAGAAAGGCAUCAUCAUGGUCGGACCAAACUCCGACCUGCAUGACGACACCUCUCUGCCGCCACUCAGUCACUUCAUCGUCAAACUGUCCACCUUCGGGCUGGACACGGAGUACGUCUCUGAGGCUGCGCUAACCAAGGAGCGCCAGCUCCAGUCCUUCCAUCCUGACUACGCUGUGAACUGCCAUCAUCCUGAGGGAGGGGUCGUAUCUGAGGAGAGGCAACAGGCCGACGCUGCUCUGCUGCAUCAGGUGCAUGAAACAGACGGUCGGUUUCCUCGUAAAGAGGAAAGGACCAGGCAGCAUGACCUUUCUCACAAGUUACAUCAGAACACCGUGAAACAUUCUUUUAGUGAAUUCAGGGCCAACGCAGACAGUGGCAGUGUUAAUCAGAUGACCUGUGAGGCAGAGUAUCUGAUGAACUCUUCAUUUCUGGGGAAAACUGGUGUUGAAACAGUGACUGGACAGACAGACUCCUCUUAUCUGAUGUGUGAGACUGAAUACAUAGCAAGCAGCUGCUUUGCUGCAAAAAUUCCAGAUGUAGACAGAGCCAGUGUUGCAUGCUAGGUCAUCGACAUCAUUAGAAAAAUAGGAUCAAGAGGCUGUAGCUACGCUAGCGACCUCUUGUGGCUGUUAACAUUCAUUAACAGCCUCUAAAAGUGUCUUUGUAUUUAUCUGGACUCACUGUCAGUCUGAUCAGACUCAGUUUUGCUUAGCGUAGGACGAUAGAAUAGGAUGCUAACAAGCCUGCAGUUAGCAUGUUGUUGGUGUGUUAAUGCUAAGAUAAUGUUGGAUGCUAGCUCGUUAGCUUGACUAUCAUGGCAUCUUGCAUAAAGUGGACUAGAGCCGAGUGAUAUAUCUAUAAUGUAUGCAGAUUGCAUGUCAACAUGCUCAUGUUAAGUAUGUAUUUUUUAUCGUGUUAGCAUGCAUAGGCUUUAUUUACUUCAUCAACAUGUUUGUCAUAAUGUUGCCAUAAACAAGGAGAAUCACAAAUAUUAGGCAACUUAAAACUCCAAUAUUUUCUUCUUCUGCUGUGUUUUAUUUUUUAAGUGUUGAUCCAUAAAAAGAUGUAUUUGUGGUUUUAAGAACCAGAAACCAUCUCAGUGUAGUUUUACAUCUCCUCUCUCAGGCUUCUCUCUGCAGCUCUAGUAACAACAGGUCGGUGAGCCAAUCAGAGGAGAGGAGGCGUUGAGGUCACUGUGACCUCACAAAACAUGUUUUUGGCCAUAUCGCAACAAUCCAUAUGCUAAUUAACAAGAUAAAACAUAGGUGAUCCCUCUUAUGAAAUUCCUUCAAAGUCAAACUACCUGACACACAGAUGAGGCAGUAAUUCUAGUUCUGGUCUUACAGUCAAUCAGUCGUCUUGAAUACUGUUUAAACUCUUAUUUACUAGACGUGUAGUAUAACUAUUCCCUACUAUAGCAGUAAUAGGGAGUUGUUGAAUGUCACAGUGUAGCUGCUUUAUGAGAACUUGAAGAAAAACAACAGAGCUGACUUACGGCCAAGUGUUUAUUUUUUUUCCAUGUUAGUUUUGACACGAUUGGAAUGAGGCUUGGACAAUAAACUGUUGCUCGUGUUACAUGA
Messenger RNA from Seriola aureovittata, 3781 nucleotides. RefSeq names its product interleukin-6 receptor subunit beta. NCBI's taxonomy places the organism in Eukaryota, Metazoa, Chordata, Actinopteri, Carangiformes, Carangidae. Gene Ontology annotation, molecular function: protein binding. The record is from RefSeq and is a predicted model, not a curated record. Bases 371 to 2764 code for a protein of 797 amino acids. The transcript is spliced from 17 exons.